Molecule: messenger RNA, 1820 nt
Organism: Homarus americanus (American lobster)
Lineage: Eukaryota; Metazoa; Arthropoda; Malacostraca; Decapoda; Nephropidae
Product: poly(A)-specific ribonuclease PNLDC1-like
Exons: 14
Coding region: 56-1678 (540 amino acids)
Biological process (GO): nuclear-transcribed mRNA poly(A) tail shortening
Cellular component (GO): cytoplasm; endoplasmic reticulum
Molecular function (GO): poly(A)-specific ribonuclease activity; RNA binding
Source: RefSeq, a predicted model, not a curated record
ACCGGUCAGUGAGGCGAACUUUGAGAAGCAAGAUUUUGGUGACCUCUUCUUCAGUAUGGUUGAAGUAACAGCAAAUAACUUCAACCAACUGCUCCCAGAAAUAUUAGCAGACAUAAAAUCAGCCUCAUUUAUUGCUGUGGACACUGAGUUUACAGGGCUUUUGUCAGAUGAAGUCUUCGUGGGCAGCCUGUUUGAUGAUGGGCCUCACAGGUACCAGAAGUUGAUAUCAAACAUGAGGAGAUUUUCAAUAUGCCAGCUUGGUUUAGCAGUCUUUAAGGGCAUUCCUAAUGUGAACAAGUACACUGUGACUAGCUACAACUUCUACCUGCGGCCACACUCAUGCAACUCCUUCGACCCAACUUUUAUGUGCCAGGCCUCAAGCCUCGAAUUUCUGCAGAAAUAUCAAUUUGACUUCAACAAGUGGCUGUAUGGGGGCAUUACCUUCAUGAACACAAAUGAAGCUGAAGAACUUCGUAGUGAUUUGUUGUCUUUCAUGCAAGGAAACAAAGGCUUCAGACUCUCUUUUGAGGUGCAAGACCAGUUGAGCAACAUAGGACAGUGGGCAGCUACAGCACAAGAGGGAGACACAACCACCUGCUCUGUUGGCCAUGACAUUACAUCCCAGGUGCUGCUCGUAGCUAGUACACACAACAAGUUCACUGACCUCUGGGCAGGAAUAGACAAUGACCAGGUUGUCAUUAAAAAAGUUUCUGCUGAUGAACGCACAAGACUUGAGGCGCAGGAUCCCCAAAGUGUAGAUUUUGUUGAAGGUAUUGUGAGCAGGAUGCAGGGGUUCACUACAGUAUUCCAGUAUCUAGCACAACAUCAGAAGCCAAUUGUCUUUCACAACUCUCUUUUGGAUCUUUUGUUGAUAUAUAAGCAGUUUCAUCGGCACCUACCACAGUCAUACUCAGCCUUCAAGACUGACUUACAUCAGAUGUUUCCCAUUAUUUACGACACCAAGUUCAUCGCCACAGAGCUGAGAUACCACUAUAAAGAAAAAGAUGAUGAAGUCAGUAUUUUGUUCAACAACACAUCGCUGUAUGAUUUAGCUUCCUCCAUGAAGAGAGCGAGCUCAGUGUUGUACAAACCUUCACUGAUACAUCAUCCUCCUGUAAAUAAGUAUAGUGGAGAUAAGGCUGUGCUCCAUGAAGCAGGCUAUGAUGCUUAUGUCACUGGGAUGUGUUUCCUCAGUAUGGCUCACCUAUACACCAUGCUCAUGAUGACAUCGAGGUUACAGCAUCGCCCCUUGAGUCCACAAGAACAUGUGUACGCACUCAAGAACUUCGCAAACCGUGUACAUAUACCAAGAGCAACAAUUAGUUACAUGGAACUGACUGGCAGGGAUCCAAGAUCCAAACGCCCUCCCUGGCUACUUGUUGAACCUCGAAACAGAUCAGUGAGAGUUACACCUGGCAUGGUGUCAACAACACUGGCGCAGUAUGGAAGUCUUGAUGUUAUUCGUCGCAACAAUAGUUCAGUCCUGGUUGCCACAGCUAACUGGAAAUGUGUGAGGGACAUUUUGAUGAACCUAUCAGAGGAUAGCCGUAUGAAGGCCCAGCUCUACAAAAGACUAAAGCAUUCACCCCUUAUAAGAACCCUUGCCUGGUCAGGAGCCUUGGUAUCGACGGGGUUUAGUGCAUGGAUAGUGUACACCACGUUAAGAAGGACAUCUUAAUCAUCCAUCUCCCUAAGACUUUUGUAAUUUGAUGCAAAUACCAUCUUAUUUUUACAUUCAAGAUAUUAAUAUAUAACUUUAAUUAUUAUUCUCUACAUUGUAAAUGCUUUGUUGAUAAAAUUAAUAAAAUAAUUUAUAAUCA